Phragmites australis (common reed) is the source of this 823-nucleotide messenger RNA. RefSeq names its product outer envelope pore protein 16-2, chloroplastic-like. The coding region runs from base 99 to 626 and encodes 175 amino acids. The record is from RefSeq and is a predicted model, not a curated record. The transcript is spliced from 6 exons. Lineage: Eukaryota; Viridiplantae; Streptophyta; Magnoliopsida; Poales; Poaceae. Gene Ontology annotation, cellular component: chloroplast outer membrane. Gene Ontology annotation, molecular function: amino acid transmembrane transporter activity.
CCACGGUGGUGUGCUAGUGCCUAGUGACUGGUGAGUAGCGCGUGCCUAGGCAGCGCGAACGAGCACAGGCGAGAGGGGAAAGCGAGGUACUUGGAGAGAUGGCCAGCAGGCUGGACACGCGGACGCUGAGGGACGAGGUGGCGAGCAUGGACAAGCGCUGGCUCCUGGACCUCGGCCACCCGCUCAUCAACCGCGUCGCUGACAGCUUCAUCCGCGCCGCCGGGGUCGGGGCCGCCCGGGCGGUCUCUCGGGAGGCCUACUUCGUCACCGUCGAACGGCUUUCAGGAGACUCGGCUGGGUUGGACGCCAACGGCCCCAAGAGGAGCCAUUUCUCCAGCAUCAGAGGGGAUGAUGGCCAGAAGUCGCUCGACGCAGUGGGAAAAUCGGCUGCCAAGGAGGCAUUCCAGUGGGGUUUGGCGGCCGGGGUUCACUCUGGGAUAACGUACGGCUUAAGGGAGGCUAGAGGAUGCCAUGACUGGAAGAACAGUGCGAUCGCUGGUGCGAUUGCCGGCGUGGCGGUGGCGCUGACGGGGGACGCAAGCGGGCGCUCCGACAUGAUCGUCCAUUUCGCCAUCACCGGCGCCGGGCUCUCCGGUGCUGCGAGCCUGCUCUCCGGCGUAUUCUGAGCACAGGAUCGACACGGGGUGGUGUACGGUUAGGUUCGAGGGUUUAGCAUAAAAGUUGCAUUUCAGCUCAUCGACCCUAAAUGGAAUGUGUUCCAAGAUCCAUGUUUAGCUUCCUGCUAGUCUGGCACUAUGCACUUCCAAUGUAAUCGUUUCUUGGUUUAUGUGUUUCUAAGACACUUCUAAAUUUAUCAUUUCGA